This is a messenger RNA of Ctenopharyngodon idella (grass carp), 1676 nucleotides long. It is a transcript of the gene rabl2, whose product is annotated as RAB, member of RAS oncogene family-like 2. Gene Ontology annotation, molecular function: GTP binding; GTPase activity. Gene Ontology annotation, cellular component: Golgi apparatus; endosome. The record is from RefSeq and is a predicted model, not a curated record. NCBI's taxonomy places the organism in Eukaryota, Metazoa, Chordata, Actinopteri, Cypriniformes, Xenocyprididae. The coding region runs from base 487 to 1149 and encodes 220 amino acids. The transcript has 8 exons.
GCCUGGUGCUUACCACGAGCAAGGAGGCCCUUCAUGGGUCCUGACGUUGCUUAGAAACGCGUUGUUGUCGUGCAUGUUCACAGUGAAUUUUCUGGAACCAAAUCGAGAUUUUCUUGUCUAUAAUCCAGCCGUGAAAGCGGACAAAUUUACGACGAGGCCGACGAUUAUUAAACAAUAUUCUGCCGUAAAUAUGUAUUUAACGUAGUUAGUUAGAUAUCUUCGGUAACAGACACGCUAAUCUGCUAAUUAGUCAGCUAGCCAAAGCAAUAACACUGUCGGGUUGUGUUUAAGAAUAUAAAAUUUACAGUUUGUUUUACGGAUUAUUACUUGUAAAGAUUAACUAAAUGAUAUCCAUAGAGUUAGGGAGCGUGUGAUGGAGUAAAGCAGCGCCGUGUUUCAGCUGUCUGGUCAGCUGUCAUCUAAUCCCGCUGCAUUAAGAGGCUCAGAGUUUAAACUCCUGCUUGCUGCUGCUUCUGUAGACUCGCAAUGGACGCAGGAGGCAUUUCUGAUCUGGACCUGGAGAAAUAUGACGCUGAUGAACAAGUCAAGAUCAUCUGCCUUGGAGACAGCGCUGUGGGCAAAUCCAAGCUUAUGGAGAGAUUCCUUAUGGAUGGAUAUCGUCCUCAGCAGCUGUCCACCUAUGCUUUGACUCUGUACAAAUACACCACCACUAUCAAUGGACAAACUAUCUUGGUUGAUUUCUGGGACACUGCAGGGCAGGAACGUUUUCGAAGCAUGCACCCAUCUUACUACCAUAAAUCUCAUGCCUGUAUCAUGGUGUUUGAUGUCCAGAGGAAAAUCACAUAUAAGAACCUCCCAAAUUGGUACAAAGAACUCCGAGAGUACCGGCCUGAGAUUCCAUGUCUGGUAGUCGCUAACAAGAUAGAUGCUGACAUAAAGGUGACCCAGAAGAGUUUCAACUUUGCUAAGAAACAAGGUCUGCCCUUCUACUUUGUAUCUGCUGCUGAUGGGACCAAUGUGGUGAAGGUGUUUAAAGAUGCCAUUCAGAUGGCUCUGUCUUACAAGAAGAACUCCAACGACUUUAUGGAUGAAGUUAUGAGGGAGUUAGAGAACUUUGAUUUAGAGAGUAAAGAAGAAACAUCUGAUAAAGAAGAGGAGACGCAAGAGGGAAAACCAGACUUGGCGUGACCACGUCACAUUCUUCAUCCUCUUCUUUUCUCAUUCUCUUUCUCCGCUGCUUCUGGAGUUGUACUGAUGAGUUCCUUAAAUCAUGGCUGUCCUCUCACUGUCCUGAACAUCAGAGAGAACUCUACCUCACACCCCUGAUAGUGUGUGUCUGUUCUUGAACCUCGAACAGGAAUAAGUUAUGAUUCUGUGAAUAUACAGAUGACAUUAUCAGAUGAUUGACACGUUAAUGGAAUCACAGCUCUGAACUGCAGGACUGAUUUGAUACAAAUUGCGCAGCAUGUAGAUUUAGCAAAAAACCUUUUAGUAAUCUACAUAGACUCUUUAUGGAAUGUGAAGCUUUGUCUGUGCCGAAUGUAAUAUAGUCCUUUUUUCAGUUGGAAUAUAUAUAUUCCUUGUCUUUUUUUCAGCUGGAAUUUUAGCUGAAAUAUUUAUCUUUUUGUAAGUGUAAUAUUUUACAACAAAUGCACACUUUGUGUAACAAUUUGUGAUGCUCAUCAGUAUGAAUAAAGUAGUUGAUCUUUGUAUAA